This is a messenger RNA of Catharus ustulatus (Swainson's thrush), 1664 nucleotides long. Its product is annotated as arrestin domain-containing protein 3-like. Gene Ontology annotation, cellular component: cytoplasm. The coding region runs from base 81 to 812 and encodes 243 amino acids. Gene Ontology annotation, biological process: protein transport. The record is from RefSeq and is a predicted model, not a curated record. NCBI's taxonomy places the organism in Eukaryota, Metazoa, Chordata, Aves, Passeriformes, Turdidae. The transcript has 6 exons.
UGCUGGAUCCAACACUGCCUACACACAAAAUUACACCGAAGAAGUAGAAUAUUUUAACCAUAAGGACGUUCUAGUCGGGCAUGCAAGAGAUGAUGACAACUCCGAAGAAGGCCUUCACACCAUUCAUUCAGGAAGGCAUGAAUAUGCAUUCAGCUUUGAGCUUCCACAGAUGUGAAUCAAUUCAGAUCUUUGCUGAGAUUGAGAAUUGUUCUUCCCGUAUGGUGGUGCCAAAGGCAACCAUUUACCAAACGCAGGCAUUCUAUGCCAAAGGGAAAAUGAAGGAAGUCAGACAGCUUGUUGCCAACCUCCGUGGGGAAUCCUUGUCAUCUGGCAAAACAGAAACCUGGAAUGGCAAACAGUUGAAAAUUCCACCUGUUUCCCCUUCAAUCCUUGACUGUAGUAUAAUCCGUGUGGAGUAUUCACUGAUGGUAUAUGUUGAUAUUCCAGGAGCUGUGGAUUUAUUCCUUAACUUACCACUGGUCAUUGGUACUAUUCCUCUACAUCCAUUUGGUACCAGAACAUCAAGUGUAAGCAGCCAGGGUAGCAUGGACAUGAAUUGGCUUGGUCUGACUCUGCCUGAAAGACUAGAAGCACCUCCUAGCUAUGCAGAAGUGGUCACAGGGGAAAACAGACAGUCUGGUCUUGCACCUGUAACUGCUUUUGAUGAUUUUCAGAGAGCACUGCAAGGACCAUUAUUUGCAUACAUCCAGGAGUUUCGUUUUCUGCCUCCUCCUCUAUAUUCAGAAGUGCUUCAUGAGGUGCCCUGGCUUCUCCAUCAUGCGAUUUCCUGGAGCUGCCGACCUGGAAGGUAAUUUUUUCUUGGCAACACUUUUCCCUAGUCUAAUACUUCCUGGAAAUUUGCAAAGUGUUGUUUGCCAUUUUAGAAACAUAAUUUUUAAAAAUUUAUAUUUUAAAAAUAAGGUUUCGACUCUGUAACCUCUGCUGCUUCGUAACAUUUUAUAGCAACCACUCAACUGUUUUGCCUGCGUUUAUGUUUAAAUUCUGUGAAUGUAGGUUUUUUAGAAGUUUCAUGUAGAAAAGCAAUGUAUUGGUAUUAAUUUAUGACUUAAGUUUUCUGAAGUUCACAGUUCUUCAACACUUUUGACCUUCACAAAACUAAAAAUGCAACCACCGAAUAACCAUGAAUGAGAUGUAAAUUUCAAAGCUUUUCAGGUUGUUUUUAUUUUCUUUUUCAAGAAAAAGAAGUGAUAUAGGACAAAUGAAAAAAAGUGUCCUCUGGCCAAAUUUUGUCUGAAUUGAUCCACUUUAGGAAAAUAGCAUUAUGUAGCACAAUUCCCCCCCCCCCAGGUUUGAAAUGCAAAACAAAUCUGGCUAUAUCAAGUUAACUGAUUCAAUGUUGUCUAAAAGAUGCAAGGUAUACAUAAACUGUUCUUACAUCUAGAUUUUUAGACCUAAGUUACCAGGCUUGUACCCUUUAUUUCUCCUGUAGAGAGAAAGAAGUGGUAAGGUUUAGAACACAUGAACUUUUUGAAACAUCCCAUGGGAUAUUUGUGGAUUAACUACUUUAAUUUAAAAGUGGAAUUAUUUUUUUAUUAAUAAAUUUCUACUAUUUCAAGAAAAACUUAUUUACUUCUCUCAAUUAAAUAUUUCUUAAAUUAUGUUUCCAGUUAUAUGUGUCAAGUACAGUAAUUUCACAACCAUAA